Messenger RNA from Podospora anserina S mat+, 1899 nucleotides. RefSeq lists its product as uncharacterized. The record is from RefSeq and is a predicted model, not a curated record. The transcript is spliced from 3 exons. The coding region runs from base 1 to 1899 and encodes 632 amino acids. Gene Ontology annotation, biological process: L-leucine biosynthetic process. NCBI's taxonomy places the organism in Eukaryota, Fungi, Ascomycota, Sordariomycetes, Sordariales, Podosporaceae. Gene Ontology annotation, molecular function: 2-isopropylmalate synthase activity. Gene Ontology annotation, cellular component: mitochondrion.
AUGCCUAUGCUCAAGGAUCCCUCCAAGAAGUACAAGAGGUUCCAACCUCUGAACCUCCCAGACCGUCAAUGGCCAGACAAAGUCAUCGAGAAGGCCCCAAGAUGGCUGGCAACAGAUUUGAGAGACGGCAACCAGAGUCUGGUUGACCCCAUGAACGGUGAUCAAAAAUGGCGUUAUUUCCAGAUGCUCACCGAGCUCGGCUACAAGGAGAUUGAAGUAUCCUUUCCCUCCGCUUCCCAGACCGAUUUCGACUUCACAAGACGUCUGAUCGAGACCCCGGGCGCCGUACCCGACGAUGUCUGGCUCCAAGUCCUGUCGCCCUGCAGAGAGGACCUCAUUCGCCGCACAGUCGAUUCGCUGAAGGGAGCCAAGAAGGCCAUUGUCCACAUCUACCUCGCUACCAGCGAAUGUUUCCGGAGGGUUAUCUUUGGAUUCUCGGAAGAUGAGAGCGUGGUUCUUGCUUCCAAGUGUGCGGCUCUGGUACGGUCACUGACCAAGGACGAUCCGUCGCAGUCGGGUACCGAGUGGGCAUUCGAGUUCAGUCCCGAAACUUUCUCGGAUACCAGCCCAGAAUUUGUUGUCAGGAUCUGCGAGGCUGUCAAGGAGGCAUGGGGCCCAACCAAGGAGAACCCCAUCAUUUUCAACCUCCCGGCAACCGUCGAGAUGUCCACCCCAAACGUCUAUGCCGACCAGAUCGAGUACUUCUGCCGCAACAUCUCCGAGCGCGAGAAGAUCUGCGUGUCCCUUCACCCUCACAACGACCGCGGCUGUGCGGUUGCUGCGGCCGAGCUGGCCCAGAUGGCAGGUGCCGACAGAGUAGAGGGGUGCCUGUUUGGCAAUGGGGAGCGGACAGGAAACGUUGAUCUGGUCACUCUUGCCCUCAAUCUUUACACACAGGGCGUGACUCCCAACAUCGACUUCUCGGACCUCCAAAAGGUCAUCAAGACAGUGGAGGAGUGCAACAAGAUCGAGGUUCACCCACGUGCGCCGUACGGUGGGUCUCUGGUGGUGUGCGCUUUCAGCGGAUCUCACCAAGAUGCUAUCAAGAAGGGCUUCCAAAUCCGGGAGAAGGAGGGUAAGGAGUACGACGACCACUGGCAGAUUCCUUACCUCCCUCUGGACCCCAAGGAUAUUGGUCGCGACUACCAGGCCGUCAUCCGCGUCAACUCGCAGUCUGGAAAGGGCGGUGCCGCUUGGGUUAUCCAGCAAAACCUGCAUCUGGACCUCCCACGUGGUCUGCAAGUCGCUUUCGCCAAGGUCGUACAGGCUAUGGCGGAGCAAAAGGGUCGCGAGCUCCUUCCCACUGAGAUUACUGACCUCUUCCGGGAGACUUACCACCUUGACAAGAACUCCCGCUUCAACAUUGUUGACUACAACAUCAACCCCGACCGUUCCGCCUCUCCCGCACCUCCGGCCCCCGGCAAGACCCAGGAUACUAAGAAUCUGAUGAGAGUCUUCGAGGGUGUCAUUUUGAUUGACGGCAAAGAGUACAAGCUCCGCGGCCGUGGCAACGGUCCGAUCUCCAGUGCCGCAAACGCUCUCCGAACCAUUGGUAUUGACUUGGAUGUCCAGGACUACAAGGAGCAUGCUGUCGGCCGGGGACGGGAAGUCAAGGCGGCGACAUUCAUCGAGUGCGUGGCCCCGGGUGUGGAAGAGAAGGUUUGGGGAGUGGGCAUCCACGAGGAUGUGGUCCAGAGCUCGCUGAUUGCGCUGCUUAGUGCUGCCAGCAACGUAAGUGAAGUUGAUGUACACCAAGUCAUUGAUAGUGAGAAGCUAACGCAUUAUUUGCAACAGUUUGCCAGCAGCCGCCAUGGGAGCCCUAUUAUUCCCAAGCAGACUCUUACCAAUGGCGGCCUCCAAGUUCCGGACAUGCAGUCCCUGGAGCACAAGGCCGAAUAA